Xyrauchen texanus (razorback sucker) is the source of this 2546-nucleotide messenger RNA. It is a transcript of the gene cacng5b, whose product is annotated as calcium channel, voltage-dependent, gamma subunit 5b. Gene Ontology annotation, biological process: regulation of AMPA receptor activity; transmission of nerve impulse; neurotransmitter receptor internalization. Bases 140 to 967 code for a protein of 275 amino acids. Gene Ontology annotation, cellular component: AMPA glutamate receptor complex; postsynaptic density membrane. NCBI's taxonomy places the organism in Eukaryota, Metazoa, Chordata, Actinopteri, Cypriniformes, Catostomidae. The record is from RefSeq and is a predicted model, not a curated record. Gene Ontology annotation, molecular function: voltage-gated calcium channel activity; channel regulator activity. The transcript is spliced from 6 exons.
AUUGUGCUGCGCUGAACAGAGCUGCUUCAAUCCACAGCUGGAAUAUAGCCUCUUCAUAUCUGCUGAUAUUUAAUCUCAUCUAUAGCAUUCAUCAGGUUUGUUGUGUAGCGCAGGCGCCCCCUGUUGAAGGCUGAGUGGCAUGAGCGCGUGCGGGAGGAAGGCUCUGACCCUGCUCAGCAGUGUGUUUGCAGUAUGCAGUCUGGGGCUGCUGGGGAUAGCCGUCAGCACUGACUACUGGCUAUACCUGGAGGAGGGCAUCAUACUGCCGCUGAACCAGACCACUGAAAUACGCAUGUCAAUACACUCCGGCCUGUGGAGGGUCUGCUUCCUCGCAGGUGAGGAGAGGGGCCGUUGUUUCACGAUUGAGUAUGUGAUGCCCAUGAGUGUUCAGCUGACCAGUGAAUCCACCAUCAGUGUUCUGAAGAUGAUCCGCUCUGCUACACCGUUCCCACUGGUCAGUUUGUUCUUCAUGUUCAUUGGUUUUGUGCUGAACAAUAUCGGACACAUUCGGCCUCACCGCACCAUCCUGGCCUUCGUCUCUGGAAUUUUCUUCAUCCUGUCAGGUCUGUCUCUGGUGGUGGGUUUGGUUCUCUACAUCUCCAGUAUCAAUGAUGAGAUGUUGAACAGGACUAAGAGUAAUGAGACGUAUUUCAGCUAUAAAUACGGCUGGUCAUUUGCGUUUGCUGCCAUCUCCUUCCUGCUCACUGAGAGUGCUGGUGUGAUGUCUGUGUACCUGUUCAUGAAGCGUUACACAGCAGAGGAGAUGUAUCAGCCGCACCCCAGCUUCUACCGGCCGCGCCUCAGCAACUGCUCGGAUUACUCGGGUCAGUUCCUGCAUCCUGAAGCCUGGACGCGCGGACGCAGUCCCUCAGACAUAUCCAGUGAUGCCUCGCUGCCGAUGAAUGCCAGCUACCCCGCACUGCUCAAAUGUCCCGAAUACGACCAGGUGUCCUCCUCGCCAUGCUAAACAACAAGACGGGUGUACAGAUAGAAGCAGGCCCGGUUCUAAGGGGGUGCUCAAUUUAUGCACCCUCAAUUGAUGACCAGGGCAAAAUACUACCCGCCAUGUCGAUUUAUUGUGAACGUUUUUCAAUUGAAUGUGUAAGACUAAUACUGUAAAUUGGCAAGCAGAUUUCCUUGAAUCCCAGCAAACACACAAAAUCCCUCCACUUUGUGAACGCACAAUUGCUAAAUCAAAACGUAUUAACAUGCAUCAUUUUGCAAAUCGGUAUGUCCUAAUCUGCAGGCGACAGAUCAUGUUAAAAAAAAAAAUCAAUAAAGCAAUAAAUGUUUUGUACAUUAAAAUCUGUUAUUUACAUUGAUCUAGUAGCAUUUAAACAUGAACAUUUUAAUUACGAUACAUCUCCACUUUAUACAGAUCACCGCCACUAUUCUCAGAAGCACUCUCAGUAAUUUUGAUCUGGAACUGGGCAUGAAUAGACGGAUGGACAGAAGAAUAUGCAGUGGAUGGAUGGAUAGACAGUAGUGUGUGUAUAGUUAAUGUUUGGGUUGUGCAAUAGUUGAAGUUGUUCAGAACUGAGUUUUACAUAUAUUUAAUGUAUAAAUAUAUAUAUAUAUUUGCUGUCCUUUGCUUUAUAAAAGGGAAACGACUGAUAGAAUGUAUGAUCAUAAUUUUCUUAUUCUGCUCAUCCAUUUGUUCCAGCAGGUGGCAGUAUAGUAUUCCUCUCUGGAGCGUGCACCAUGACUCACACACUGGUGAGCUGUAUAUUAACAGUGUGCAUUAUGUUUCAAAUACAUUCUCAAUUGGCUGUAGAUUUAUGUAAAUAUUUAUGGUGCUUAUCAAUAUGAAUUUUAGAGAUUUGCUGUUGAUACAAGAAACAAUGAGUUGUAAAUGUAGCCAUAGAAAACUAUUGUUGAACUUUAGUCUGAAAUAAAUUUGUAAUGUAUAUUUUACAAUUCAAUACCUCAUAUUAUACCCCAUAUAUAAAGUUAUUCUAAUAGAAAUCAAAAUGAUAUUGUUUUGAUGAAAUUAUUGUGAAAUAGGUGUAGUGAUUGUCUUGAUACCUAUAGGACAAAAUGAAUCUUAACAUCUAAACCAAUAUAUAUUAUUGUAGUUCAGUAUUAACUGAAACAUAUCAAAGUAGAAUCUUGACAUUACAUGUGUGAUCAUACUGUAUAUCUGUACAUUGUAGCCCUUCAUAGCUCUCAAAAUAAUAUUUGUUUCCUUUCUGGUGUCAAUAUAAAUUGAUUGAAAAAAUCUUUAUAAACUGACAAGACUUUUUGUUUCUUAAUAUUUGUUUUGUUUACAUACAUUUAUCAUGGUGUUUUCAAACCAUUUAUGCACAAUUCUAAGUGCAAUGUAGAACACAAGUCAUUUGUAUUAUUUGUGUGUGCAUGCAUCUGUAAUGCUGCUUUUGUAAAUGCUUUCCAUAGCUGUUAAAUGUUCUCUAUUGAUAUUUUGUAAAUGUCAUUUGCACAUGUUUGUAUAUAUUUAGCAGCUAUUAAAAUCCAUUUUAGUAAUGGGAGGUAUUAUUAUGUAGUAUAAAUUUAACAAAAACAAAGUGAUUCAAUCUCUGUUACCAGAU